AGUUUCUUAACCUUACUGCGUUGUUAUCAUCACACGCUCAUGUAUAUUGUUUUCUUUGUUCUUUGGACACACUUGUUAAAGCUCUACUGUGGCCUCGCCCCCUCAUCCUCCUCGCCAGCCUUUUUUUUCCUUCCAAAAAGACGCCUUGUAGAUCUGCGCAACGCGAAACAUCACAACGGUAUAUAUAUUUCCCUUUCCUCUCUUGCUAGUAUCGUCUGCGUACGCAUACUGCAGCGCACAUGACAUCGACGGCACGCCGCUACUCCCUCGCGAACCCACCCCCCACGCAAGGGGAGCUGGAUGGAAGAGAAACAGCGCACGAGGCUGAAAUACUCGAAGUUCAGGCAUUGCAGGCCGAGCAUGACGGCGACCGCGGCCGCAGCAUUCAGCUGAUGGAGCGUGCGAUGCAAAUUCGUUGCCAUGUCGUCAAUCAGCUGCGUGAGAAGUGGGCCAGCGCUCCUGACAGCGUCCCUCCGCCCGUUGCUGCGAAUGAGUCGCGGCGCAUGUCCACCGCUUCCGUCGGUGCCAUGGGCAAGGACGACGUGUUACGCGAGUAUCAGGCGCAGUGCGGUGACUUGUACGAUGCGGCGGAGCGACUGGUCGUGUGCUGCAACGUGUGCGGGGUGGAGCAUUUCAAGAAGGACGCCUUUGCGGAAGCCGCCCCACUGCUGGAGUACGCUCUGCAGCUCACCGACGAAGAGGCGUACCCGCUCUGCGAGGUCGAGGAACGCCGGCGCCACCUGCGCGGUGUCACGCUGAAUAACCUCGGCUGCAUGGAGCGGCGCCGCGGUCACUUCUCCCCGGCGCUCAACUACAUGAAGGCUUCCAUGGAAAUGACGGGCGUGGAAUCACCGGUCGCCUACAUGAACCUGAGCGCCAUUCUUAUUCAGCUGCGGCUGAACGACGAGGCGGUGCGCAUGGCGGAGCGCUCCAUUACGUUGCUUUCGCAGACGCCCGAGGACCCGUCGCUGCUCGCGGUGGCGCACCACAACCUCGCCAUGGCGCUCGAGCCCGUCGACGCGCAGCGCUGCGCCGAGGAGUAUGAGCUGGCUUACCGCAUCGCUUGCACCACCGUCGGGAAGGACAGCUCCACCAGUCAGGCGAUCCAGCACAGCUGGCAGCGUUUCGAGCGCACCCAUGCCCCGGCGCUGCAGGCGAGCGGCCGCUACUUCGCACCGCAGCCGAUGAGCGGCGGUGGCGGCAAGGGCUUCACCUCGUCGGCGUCCCGCGCAACCUCGCCUCAGCGGGACGGCGUCUUUCGCGCGGCCGCCACGCCGCCGCCGGCAGACGCUGCGGAGAUCUUUCCGCACCCGUUUGUGCUGACCGCCUCCGUUCCCCGCCAAGCGCCCGCGCCCGGGAAGCCGUUUAAGGCCGCCUCCGCCCCGAGCCGCCCCACGGGACCACCGCCGCGCCGCGUCCCACGUGAGCGCACACCGGAAAAGACGUUCCACCGCCCCUCUCCCCCGCCGACGGCGCACUCCACAUCGUCGUCGUCGCGGUCGAACGCCGUCGCCGCGCGUGCGUCGGCGCGUAACGGCGGCAGCUCGCGCGCAGACGGCCAUUCGAGUGCCGGCUUCGUGCCCUCGCCACCGUCGCACGGCAACAAGGCAGCCGUGUCACGUCGCUUUUCACCGUCGCGUGCGGCGGACAGCGCUUCUUCUUCAGCGCGUGCGGCGGGAUCGCAGCGUCGCCUCUCUGAGCAGAACACCAGCGGCAGCGGCAAGAAGAUAAAGGGCGGCCAUCGCUUAUCGCCGUUGAAGUCCUCCACUACACGGUCCACGGCGUCCAGCAACUCCAACGCCUACGGGACGCAACCGAAGCCGAGUCGCGUGCCGGGGCGAAUGGCGGGGAAGAACGCGAAGGGUACCGGGCCCACGCCCUCGCCACCGCCGCGUCUUCUCCCGCCGCUGCAGACGAUCGUGGCGGACAGCGAGCCCUCCACCUCGAAAAAAGCGCCUCGUCCUUCACGCGACACCGUCGCCCGCGCCUCGGCGUCGCAGCACCGCGCGCCGGGUGGCGCCUCCGUCGAGGACAAUCCGCUUGUGUUCCUGCAGAACCGCCUGGAUGUUCUUCUUCAAGAUGAGGAGGAGUUGGAGCAGAAGUAUGCGCAGGCCAACGUCAUUCAGCGUCACUACCGCGGCCACCUGGCGCGCAGGCAGGUGGCGGAACUCCGCGCGCUGCGCGCCCGCGACGCGCGGCUUGCUGAUCUGCGGCGUCGCACAGCGGCCCGACAGAUUCAGCAGUCGUACCGCCGCCAUCGCCGCCACCGCCGCCGCCCAUUUGGCGGCGGCCCAUCGUCUCGUUAUGCCGGGGGCCGACGAAGUGCGCAGCAUCACGCCGCGACGCAGCUGCAACGCGUUGCUCGCGGAUGGCUGGCGCGCCGCCGCUUCGCCAAACUGCGUCAGUUUGUGCACGACAGCCCUUUGGCGGCGGUCACGAUUCAGCGGUGGUACCGCGGGGUGCACGCACAGCGGAGUCACGCUGCCCUGCGGGCGGAGAAGGCCCAGCGUGAGGCGGAGAUGCGGGAGGAGGAACAGCAGCAGUACGCCGCCACGCGCAUUCAAGGGCAGUGGCGCGCCUACACAAAGCGGAAGGCCUACGAGACGGACCUGCGCAAUCGCAUGAUGGCCCGCGCAGCAGAGGACGCGCAGCUGCGUGUGAAGUCUGCCGUUCGCAUCCAGUCCGCGUGGCGAGGCUCGCAGGCGCGCAGGCUGUACCGCAACACCUUCUCCCGCUCCUCGCAGCUGCGCAACGCACGGCAGGAGUACGAGCAGCGCCGCCACGCCGCCGUGAAGCUGCAGUCCUUCGGUCGCAUGAUCAUCGUCCAACAGCGGUCUCUGCCGCAACUCACGGCGGCUCGUCUGCGUGCUGCCCACGAGAUCAACACACGCAGUCGCGAGGGCCGCGCAGCACAGACUAUCCAAUGCGCCUACCGCAGUCACGCAGCACGACGCCUGUACGCGGCGAAAAAGUCUGAGCGUGUGGCGCAGUUGAGGAGGGGAUUGGCGCAGGUCCAGGCAAUGGUCUUGCAGCGCGUGGGCCGUGGCUACGCCACCCGCAAGUCCAUCGGUGCGGAGGGGCGUGCCUUGCAGGACGAGGCGGAGCGCUACGAGCGCCGUCUGCGUGCGUUGGAGCACGGCGAUGUCGCCGCUGCGCGCGAUGCAAAGCAAAAGAUUCAGCAGAUGCUCUCCGAUUUGCAGGCCGCCGAGGGUGACGACCGUCGCAAGAUUGCGGUGGUGGAACCGAAGGAACGCCACAUCGUACAGCACCACUGCGAAAUUGCUGCUCAAAACCUGUCCGCGGCGGAGAAGGAGCGUCAGGCCAGGAGGGACGGCGCUAUUCCGAUUCUGGACAAUUUCGCUCGCGUUCUCAAGGCCAAGCAGCAGCGAGCGCAACGCCAGAGCGCACGCGACGCGUACCUGGAUCGGUGCUGUGCGGCGGAGGAGGCCGCGCACGAAGACGCACGUGCGUCGCAGGAAGCGGAGGCAGAGGAAGCAGACGAGGACGCCGCGGAGCCCGGCACAGAGACGGAGGAGAGGGAGGAGAAGGCAGAAGAGGCACGCGCUGCUUCUGCUGAAGAGCAGGAGCCGUCGAUGCCGGACACGCGCCGUCCUCUGACCGCGCAGCAAAUCGCCGCGGAGCGUACGGAGCUGGACCGCCUCACUGCAGCGGAAAACGUGACGAACCAGAAUAAAGUACUGGACGAGUCGAAGCACAACAUCCACCAACUCAACCCAGCCCAGUUGGAACGGAAAGCUGACUGCAUUUUCACUAGCAGUGACUCUUCCUCCUCUUCCACUACACCAGUGGUACGGGAGCUACGUCGUCCUACCAGUGCCGAAGCACGCGUGUGUCUGCGGGGCUUUGUCAGGAGCAUUCAAGACCGAAAAGAGCUGCGACGUCGUCAGGCUAGCCGAGAUGCCUAUGUGCAUGAAAACGAUGAUCUUGUGAGCGAGGAAGACACCUCUAUCAACAGCUCCACCGCGGAGGUCCAACCGGCAAGCGUGCCGGAGGUGGAGGAAGCUUCUUCUGUUGCUGCGGCGGAGAAGGAGCGUCAGGCCAGGAGGGACGGCGCUAUUCUGAUUCUGGACAAUUUCGCUCGCGUUCUCAAGGCCAAGCAGCAGCGAGCGCAACGCCAGAGCGCACGCGACGCGUACCUGGAUCGGUGCUGUGCGGCGGAGGAGGCCGCGCACGAAGACGCACGUGCGUCGCAGGAAGCGGAGGCAGAGGAAGCAGACGAGGACGCCGCGGAGCCCGGCACAGAGACGGAGGAGAGGGAGGAGAAGGCAGAAGAGGCACGCGCUGCUUCUGCUGAAGAGCAGGAGCCGUCGAUGCCGGACACGCGCCGUCCUCUGACCGCGCAGCAAAUCGCCGCGGAGCGUACGGAGCUGGACCGCCUCACUGCAGCGGAAAACGAGGCGGACCAGAAUAAGGUGCUGGACGAUAUUUCUGAAGCAGGGGUAGAUGACGAGUUGGCCACAUCCGCGUUGGAACGGGAGCUAAUGGCUCAGCAGAAGGCGGUGUGGCAAGCGGAGGAGAAAGCGAACAAGAAGCGCCGCCAAGAUCAGGAAGCAUUGCACAAGGCGAUGUUCGACUACAAGCAGCAGCGUAUUGCCGCGGCCGAAAAGGAAAAAGACCUCGUGCCGUACGCGAGGGAGCGUGUGCGUCUGCAGAAGCGAUUUGUCACGGACGCGGCUCUGUCAGACGCGAAGGCCCGCCGUGCCACUCCAGACGAGGCGUCCGCACAGAACAUCCACCGCCAGCAGCGUCUUGCGCAGGAGCGCGACGCGGCUCACGCUAUCCAUCGAUACUACACAGGUUACAAAGCACGUCAGCAGUUUGCUGCUCUUCUGCACGUUCGCGAUGAGUACCUGGCGGCAAAACAGGAGUUGGAGCGUAACGAUGGCCCGGUGCUAGUCAGCGAUCGUCUGCGUGAGGUUCGAGCGCGACACCCCCAAAUGGAAGUCUACCAGCGGAAGCCAGUCGCCGUUGUACCCUCGUCUGUGCCUCCGCAGGAGAAUCACGCACCCGCGUCCUCAUCACUUUCUGCUGCCGGCCCGUCCGAUGUUCUAGACAAUUUCGCGCGCGUUGUCAAGGCCAAGCAGCAGCGAGCGCAACGCCAGAGCGCACGCGACGCGUACCUGGAUCGGUGCUGUGCGGCGGAGGAGGCCGCGCACGAAGACGCACGUGCGUCGCAGGAAGCGGAGGCAGAGGAAGCAGACGAGGACGCCGCGGAGCCCGGCACAGAGACGGAGGAGAGGGAGGAGAAGGCAGAAGAGGCACGCGCUGCUUCUGCUGAAGAGCAGGAGCCGUCGAUGCCGGACACGCGCCGUCCUCUGACCGCGCAGCAAAUCGCCGCGGAGCGUACGGAGCUGGACCGCCUCACUGCAGCGGAAAACGAGGCGGACCAGAAUAAGGUGCUGGACGAUAUUUCUGAAGCAGGGGUAGAUGACGAGUUGGCCACAUCCGCGUUGGAGGCGGAGGAGAACGGGGAAGGGGACGCUGCGGUGUCUGCGACGCCCGUUGGCAAUGGCACGUCCGUCACUAAAGACAGCACCAAUGACGCUGAGAGGUCUGCUGCUGCGCUCAAAGUUCAACAGUGCUUCAGGCAGACGCAGGCGCGGCGUGCGCUGGAUGCCCUGCGCCAGGCGUACCUUGAGUCCAAGGCGGAGGAGAUCGCAGUGGGCGAGCUGCUGGACGAGGCGGCACUGACAAUCCAGUGUGUCUACCGCGGCCACCGUGCUCGCCAGCAAGCUGCCAUGGCGACGGUGCAACGCGACCUUUACCUGCUGUCACUUCAAGCGCAGGCAGACGUGGACGCUGCGGAGGACGGAGAGGAGGAGGAGGAGGAGGAGGAGCUUUAG
Leptomonas pyrrhocoris is the source of this 5864-nucleotide messenger RNA. RefSeq lists its product as hypothetical. Gene Ontology annotation, biological process: establishment of meiotic spindle localization; spindle organization; mitotic cell cycle. NCBI's taxonomy places the organism in Eukaryota, Euglenozoa, Kinetoplastea, Trypanosomatida, Trypanosomatidae. Gene Ontology annotation, cellular component: spindle pole. Gene Ontology annotation, molecular function: protein binding. Bases 240 to 5864 code for a protein of 1874 amino acids. The transcript has a single exon. The record is from RefSeq and is a predicted model, not a curated record.